UCUCCUCUCUUUCGGCAGCUUUUCGUCCGACUCGGAGCUCUGCCUGAACCAGCAACUCCAAACUCUCUCCAUUCUCAUUAAACCGGCGAACCGCGCUUUUUACGCACAGACUUUACGCACGGACUUUUACGCGUAAACUUGGAUGUUUUUGGGCAUCACCUGUGGAUUUGUCCAUUUUCCAUCCACGUUUAUAUCCGAACAUUUUCUUCUGAGCUGCUAAACAACAACAAACUCCGUGCAUAAGGUCUCUUUGUGAUGACCUCACUGCUGCUGCCCUGCUCCACCAUGAAGGACCUCAGCUCGCCUCCUCUCUCCUCCUCUCCUCUCUCCUCCUCUCCCCUGUCCUCCCUCCUUCACUUCCAGACCUCCGCCAAGGCCUCCCCCUCCUCCGUCGCGUUCAACCCAUCAUCCGGUCAGACCACGCCGGGAUCCCACCUCAAACCCCCGGCCUUCUCCCUGCAGAACGGACCUCACCUCAUCGCCAGCAUGCACCUCCAGAAACUCAACUCUCACUACCAGAACCUCCACCAGAACCUCCAGCAGACCCUCCACCAGACCCCGGCGUCGCACAGAGGCUUCCCCCAGACGCAGCUCUCCUCGGUGGGUCAGAACAUGGGACCCAACGCGCCCAUCGGAGGAGGUGCCGUCAACCACAGCCAGGGGGCGCUAGAUUCAGACGUAGUGGACGAGGAGGUGCUCAUGUCCCUGGUGGUGGAGCUGGGGUUGGAUCGCAAUAAUGAACUUCCAGAACUUUGGCUGGGACAGAAUGAGUUUGAUUUCAUGUCCGACGUUCCUGCUGGAUGCUGA
Boleophthalmus pectinirostris (great blue-spotted mudskipper) is the source of this 807-nucleotide messenger RNA. It is a transcript of the gene cited1, whose product is annotated as Cbp/p300-interacting transactivator, with Glu/Asp-rich carboxy-terminal domain, 1. Lineage: Eukaryota; Metazoa; Chordata; Actinopteri; Gobiiformes; Gobiidae. Bases 256 to 807 code for a protein of 183 amino acids. The transcript is spliced from 2 exons. Gene Ontology annotation, biological process: regulation of DNA-templated transcription. The record is from RefSeq and is a predicted model, not a curated record. Gene Ontology annotation, cellular component: nucleus.